GUUUCGGGAAGAACUCAAGUGGUCAGUGCGACCCGCCAACUGGACUCGGACCCAUUAUGGCCGUGUCGGCAGGCUGUCAUCAUACCUGUGUGGUGCAAAGGAAUGGACAUCUCGUUUGUUUUGGGCGGAAUUCCGAAGGCCAGUGCGAUGUGCCAGCAAAUUUAGGGCCAGUUGCAGCAGUGUCGGCGGGCUGUCAUCACACCUGCGCCGCAAGGACUGACGGAGGCCUGGUGUGCUUUGGGGAAAACCAUGAUGGACAGUGCAACCUGCCACUGGAUCUGGGCCCCAUAUUCAGCUUGUCCGCGGGGAUUCACCACACAUGCGUUGUGAAAGCAGAUGGUCAGCUGGUUUGUUUUGGCGACAAUCGCCGUGGCCAGUGCAGCGUACCGGAAGACUUAGGACCGGUUCAGAGUGCCUGCAUGGGCAUCUGUCACACUUGCGCCAUGAAAGCUGAUGGGCAGAUCGAAUGUUUCGGACACAACAAUUACGGCCAAUGUAGCCCACCAGCAGAUGCUGGCGCGACCCUUGCUGUCUCUGCCGGAAAGUAUCACACCUGCGUGGUCAAAUCUGAUGGGAGUUUGAUCUGCUUCGGCGACAACUAUCACGGCUGGUGCAAUGUACCUGCUGACUUGCAUUCCGUGCUGGCUCUUUCCGCUGGACUUCGACACACGUGCGCAGUGGGGGCA
Molecule: messenger RNA, 686 nt
Organism: Symbiodinium pilosum
Lineage: Eukaryota; Dinophyceae; Suessiales; Symbiodiniaceae
Source: the annotation of a GenBank genome assembly